ACGUACGCGUGAUGGAUGAAGACAACUGCAGAUGUCAUUAACAUGAACAAUACCAUGUAAACCACAUUGUCUAGAUUACAUUUACAUCGAACAUGUGUAGGAGUUGCUCUAUACAAGAGCUGUUUAAGACAAAGUUUCGGACAUAAUUCUAUUGUUUUACGAGUAAUAAAUUGGAUAAUGCUUCUCGCAAAGAUCUUGAUUUAAAAAAUAAAAUUGAAGAUCAUUAUACAUCAGCGGCGAUAUCUCUAAUGAAACUGGUACUUCUGUUGCUCCCUCCGCUCGAAAGUCGCAACUAGAAUCUGCUAGUAUAUCACAACCACCAUGUGGAUACUUGUAUUCCUUGUUCUGUAUCUGUCUUCUGGGUUCGCUAAAAUAACAGAAAUACCGUUGCCGACAGAUGUACAUUUGUGCUUUGAACAAGAGCUCUCACAAUCUAACGUCACAAAUGUAAUAGGAGAGGUGAUAUUUUCGAGAUGUGUACACAAGGUCCUAUGGGUAAAACAAACGCCACAAUUGAAAAAGCGUCCUUUAGGAACAGACGCUGAAAACUGGAUCACAAGUCUUGUAGAGAGAAGUCACAUUAUGGAUUUUCCGUCCGGUAAUAGUCACCCAGACGCUUACAGGCCGCGUCCACGGCGUCAGGCCAGCAGAGCUCAAACAGGAAGUAGAUUACAACUAGAACGCGGCCAGACAGGAAGACGUCGACAGACGUUGCGUCGCCAGCCGCGUGUCCGAAAAGAAUAUCGGAUGCUGACGGAAAGAGAAAGAUUUAUGUUUCACAGGGCAAUAAAUAUGCUCAAAGCAGAUACAUCUGUAGCACCUAACAAGUAUGACGCUCUUGCACAGCUGCACUACAUGUCGGUCGGUCGGGCUCACUACGGUCCAAACUUCCUACCGUGGCACAGACUCUUUCUUGUGGUGAUGGAAAACGCUCUGAGGGAGAAAAUUCCUUCUGUGACUAUACCGUAUUGGGAUAGUACUCUGGAUGAUCCUUUACGUGACCCUAGAUCGUCAAUCCUUUGGACGCCAGAAUUCUUAGGACGUGCAAACGGAUAUGUCAUUGACGGUCCGUUUGCCAACUGGGACACUCCGACUGGCCAGUUAGUUCGGUACUUUGGUAGCGGCGGCACUAUGAUGAACUGGACGUAUAUUUAUAAUGCGUUUAGGCAGAGUCAUUUAGAAAAUAUUUCGGAUCCGUAUGCUAGACCCGAAAACAACAUAGAAGAUCAUCAUAACCAGGUACAUGCCUGGGUGGGCGGUCACAUGGCACCGCCAGCACUAGCUGCCUUCGACCCAGUGUUCUAUCUUUUACAUUCAUACAUUGAUUUACUGUGGGAAAUCUUCAGAGGACUUCAGGAACGGCGCGGAAUUGAUCCAACAACGGAUUAUCCGAGGAAUGUUACAGAGAUUCCAGACGGGCAAAGAUACGAUGACCCAUCCGGAUUUGGCACUUUGUUAAACAGACAUGGUUUAAGCAAUGUUUUUACGAAAAAUAUAUACAAAUACGACCGUCCCCCGUCGUGUACCGUUCAAAAUCAAGAUUGUGGUACGACAAACUUGCGUUGUGACACCUCCGGCUCGCGGCCGAAAUGUGUUUCUGCGUCUGUUUUUGAUAUACGGACAUUAUUGCUGCCAAAUGGACUUCCGAUGGAAGGGGGCUCGGGGAUUAGGGAGUUAAGAAGCCCUGGAUCAAAGGAAAGAAAGAAGCAAGCAAAAUUGUUCGAGAUGAUAGAAAGUGUAUCCAAUGUACAAUGCCAAGCGAAAAACGUAAAUGAAAAAUACGUGAAUAAUUUUGGCAUAGAUGGAGUGAUGGAUAAACAAAAAUGGGCUUACAUACCUGUGCAAGUUGUUUAUAAAAAUCAUAUAUUAAGUCGUCAAGCGCCAGAUUCAGAUGCGGUUUACGAUAUUUGUAAGCGAAAUACAACUUCUAGUAACUUACCAUCAAGAAUAUUUGUUGAAUCGAAUGGUCUUAAUUACAACGGCAUGUACAAAGAGAUUUCACAUUUUAAAAAUGACUUGAUGACCGCAUCAUUGAUUACGUACAUAGGUGUUAAGAAGCCAACGACAGAUGCGUUCACUGAUGUGCUGGUUAGCGGCUACGACGAGUGCGGUCGUAUUUGUCAGCCAUAUUGUCUUGAUGAAACACGCACCAGACACCGAAGAUGUAACGGCGGUAUUCGGAUAUCCAAUGAUGUUCCAUUGUUGUACGGAAGUGACGUCAAAUCUGCCGAAAACUCGGUUUGGCAGGAAGACCAAUACGGACUUCCAUACAUCGUUGAAAAUGAAAUAUUUAUGAACAUACUUUGUGAGACUACUAAAUCAUUUUGGCCUUGGUAAAUGUUUGCUGUGUGGUCUCUUUAAACUAUUUAUUUCUCAUACUUUCAAAUAAAAGUAUGUUUUA
Mercenaria mercenaria is the source of this 2401-nucleotide messenger RNA. RefSeq lists its product as uncharacterized. Gene Ontology annotation, molecular function: oxidoreductase activity. The record is from RefSeq and is a predicted model, not a curated record. NCBI's taxonomy places the organism in Eukaryota, Metazoa, Mollusca, Bivalvia, Venerida, Veneridae. The coding region runs from base 322 to 2337 and encodes 671 amino acids. The transcript is spliced from 5 exons.